CUUUGCUUUAUGUUGCAACGAUUUUCUAAUACAAAUGUGUCCCCAGUUACUUAGAUUUAGCACACAGUCGGACCAACACGGUUUGACAGAUUUAUCUGUUUAUUAUUGUUAUUUAUAUUACGCUUCAUUGAUUAUCAUUGACACAAAGAGACACGUGUGGAAUUAAUUGGACAUUGGGCUAGUAAGGUAUUGUGCAUGUGCAAGGAUACUUCAAAAAGUACGACGUUCAACAUUACCUGAGGCAAAUGGCAUUAAAAAGUUUUAGGAAGCUAUGAUCAUGUGAUUACUGUACCUUCAUUUCGUGUGUUAGAGUUUGAUAGUGUUACAUAUUAAGAAUUAAAUGCCUGUGCAAAAUGGAAUAAAGUGUUUGAGGUAAAAGUGUGCAGUGAUAGUAAUGCCUGGAACAGCUACAGGGUCAGCCCAUCAAGGGACGGGUCAUGGGCGCAGUGUUCCUAAACCAAUGGCUCCUGUUCCACCUGCUGGUCAGGGGGCACAAAGUAAUACGCGAUCGGGAAGUUCUAGUUCAGGAAAUUAUCCAGAUGUAACGGCAGGUAUUGUGGAUAUUUAUGACCCUGGGGCUAAUGCUACAAGUCGGACUAAUUUGGUAGAAACAGAAUCUGUUGUUCCAGAUUAUCCUAUGGAUUCAUUACCUCGUCCUGUUAGUACAAGAUCACUACCAAAUCAAGACAAUGUGACAACCAGUCAGAAUUUAGAAUCAGACAGAAAUAUUCCUGGAACUAGUUACAGGACUAGUGAACCUGGUCAAACUGUUCUUCCUGUAUCCAGUCUUUCAUCCAGUGCUGUGAAUUUGCCAGUUCAUGUUCCAGUAAGUUCUGUGGCAGCAAGAAUACCUGCAGAAAUUCCGCCGCAGGUUUAUUCAGUGGCACAUUCCGCCCAUUCGCUAACUCCACCUGUAGUGUCUCAGUCCAAUGUGAAUGUUAAUGUUAGCCAUGCGCAGGCACAGCCAGCCCUUGUGGCUGGUGACCCUAGACAAAUUCGAACUCAAGACAUAAAUGUUGGAAUAGUUUCGCGUCUUGACCAUCAAAGACAGAGUGGCAACAUAUUACCUGACCUUGUUGCCCACUCCCAACCACCUCCUCCAGCACGUCAAACCUCUAGUUCACAAAGACCACCAGUGCCUUUAGUUGACCCGAGAAUUGCUCAAGGUCAUAGAUAUCCAGACCAGCAUUCUAGACAUCGUCAUCAUCGUGACCGGCGGCAACCUGGUCGAUCACGGCGGCACUCACAUCGACAUAGUCAGCAAGCCAUAGAGGAACCUUGCAAGGAGUCAUGUUACAAAUGUCUUGCAGUAGGCACAUCAUUUCGAUGGAUAUUAGUCGUGUUGUCGUUACUUGGUGUUUGCUGUGUGGUAACAGGCAUCGUCCUUGCUGCCCUCCAUGCUGCUGGAAACUCAUUCCUUUUCCUAGCCAUUAUGUUCAUAGGUCUUGGUGUGUUGUUGGUUGUAGUUGUUGGUGUUGGAUGGAAGUGUACUCCAAGAGGUCAUGAACCCUUGCAUGCACUCUUUAACCUUGGUGAUUUUAGGCACAACAGACGCACAAGACGACACCGUCACCACAGAAGGGAUGGGAGAUGGCAUGGUGGUUCCAUGUAUCCAGAAUUUCAGUAUCGUCGCCCACCACCAUCCUAUAAUGCAUCAAUGCAGGAAUAUCAACAUCAGCUAAUGGUAGCACAGCAGAAUCAGACACCUGAUAUAUAUGAUCCUGAAAACGUCCCCGAUGAGGAUUACAGUCUACCUAGUUCUCCUCCACCUUCGUAUCGUUCACGUGCGAGUACAGUUCGUGCUGGGAUACAAAUCACAUUCCCGCCGAAUCAGGGUGGUGAAUAUCCAGACUCUAGGCCACCUACAUAUAGGUCACAUCCAAGUAACACACUUCAAGGUCGGCAUUCUAGACCGUCUCUCUCUAGAGACGAUGAUGAUGAUAUAGAAAAUGCUGCCCCGGCUGAUGUAGCCUUUACUGGCUCGUCUGUUAUUGUUGACACAAACGCUACUUCCAAUGCUACAAAUAUCCAAAUAUCUCCAUCUCUUGCUUCCAAUCAAAAUGUGACAGUCUCUGUGACUACAGUUUCCGUGACAACGUCUCCGGCCACUCAGUCAGCGCAGGUACCUCCCAUACAAGGACAGUCUGCCUCACCAAGUGAGGCAGUAGAUAUUGUCGACCCAGUUGGAGAAGGGGAAGCUGACAGAGUAGAAACAGCACUUUAAUGAUUGUUCAAAUUUAGUGCUUCCUUUUCCAGUGUGUAUUAUAAACAUUUAAUCAAACACAAAAUAAAUUAGGCAUUACUCUUCACAUGUAUUGGUAUGAUUCACUGGUAAACUUAUGGGGUAAAUACGUCAAUGAAAUCACAGUUUCCUUAUACUAUUGUUUACAAUUGUGUUGUUAUGCCUGAAUUCUGAUUUAGUUUAACUUUGUUCAAAGUCUUAAUAAUUUAUUCAGAAAUAAGAUUUUGUUGAAGGUGCAUAAUUAUUUUUUUAAAUGCACAGAUUUAAUUUUUGUGAAAACAGAUGAUUCCUUUAAACUCCAUCAUUACAAAUUUUUUCUUACAGUAUACAUUACAAAUUUUUUCUUUCUUACAGUAUACCAUUACAGAUUUCAAUUUUGAAUUUACAUUGUACAGCUUCCAUGCUGUAAGUUGCUUAAGCUCUUGUUUAAACCACUGUGCACUGAUUUCUGGUCUUAAAUUUGACCUGGAUUUUUGCAUUUAUUAGUGAAACUUGAGCAUGUGUUCAUAGCUGUUUAUUUUGUUGUUUGUUUAUCCAAUGUGCUUAAUGUUAAAACAUAAUACUAGUGUUAUUUUUUUUGUGUUUUCAGUUCUUUGUUUUAGAUAGUUUUAGAUGGUUACUGUUGUAAAACAUUAUGUUAAUCAUUUAUUUUUCAUGUAGACUAUGUAUUCUACCCGCCAGAAGAGGGUGAAGUAAAAUAACUGUGUCAGAGUGUGUAUGUUCACCAAAGAAUAUAAGUAGCUUGGUUGGAUCGAAGACACUAGUUUAGCGUGACAUGCCCUAUCUAAUUAUAGCAAACAAGAGUGAAGAGUGAAUAAAGUUACCAACUUCUUUGCUAUCAAACUAUGGCCUAAAUUUUAUCUACAGAAAGAUUAUUUGUAGGUAGAUUGUAUAUGCUAUUAAAGUUUUCUACAGUCUCCCAUUUUAACAAACUUAUGUUUAGGUACAUUUAUAUAUUUUAUUGCAUCUUCUCUUGGUGUGAAGUCUACAUUUACUAUGAAUUGUUAAGUAACACAGUCUGGGCAGUGAAAGAUUGUAUAAUAUAUUGAGAUUAUAGUAAGAUCAAACUUUGAUUCGAUUCUCUCCCAUUAAUGUGGUAUUUUAUGAUAAGCUAAAAUGGAUUAAGCUUGUUUAGCUAGAUAUGGUGGUGAUGUCUAGUGUCAAGGUAAUAUAAUAGGGAUUACCUGCAUUAUUGGCAAUUAAAUGUUAUGUCAUGUGUAUUUAUCAGCAUAUAUUAAGUAUGUAAUAACACAAGGGACAUUAUCUGUGACAUUUUGUUUGAAAUAUUUAAUUGCAAUAAGAAUGGUGCCAGGUAUAAUAUUAGUUAAGAAGACUUACCUUUUCACCUGGUCCCUGUGUAUUAACUUACUCUUUGUUGCUUAUGGCAAACUCGAGCAGAGGUGUCAAAAUUUUUCACACCAUCGGCGGUCAGAAUGUAUCGGUUAAUUAAAAAUUUUCUCACAUUGUGAAAAUUGCAUGGUCUAUUCCCCGACUAUCUAAAAUGUUUGUUUGUCGGUAUAUUUGAUCUGAUAAUGAGAUUAAUUAUUGAUGAAAGGUUGAAGUAAAAUUUUAUUGAUCAAAAUUGUUAUUAAUUAUUACUUUUUUUUCUGCGGGAUCGAGGAGAUAAUUAUGAGAUCUUAAUAUUUUAAUCAACAGUUGUUUGCAUGCAAAUAAAGAAAAUAAGAUAGCAUUUUCAUAAAAUUGAGACGAUAAUUAUGAGAUCUUAUUUUGGAAAAGAAAAUUGCGAAUUCGAUUACAGUAUUUCAAAUAAAAAAAUGUCUUAGCUGUUUCUUCACAUGUGCCAUUUACGAUCUCUCAUAAAUAACGUUUGUAAUACGUUUUUUUGAAAAUGUCACGAGUGUGUUAUUAUAACACAUCACCGUUUCCUCUGCAAAUGGUCUCGAUGACAGUUGGUAAAACAAACUUCAAUUUACUUCGUAUGUUGGUCAAUGUUUGGGUCGCUCGAAACCAUGGAUAACUCGAGCAUUUUGCUCAUCCCCUUGCGACCUCGAGCGAGCGGUGUUUCACUGCUGUAUUUGGUAUAAAAAUUAUAAAGGGAUCAAAGCAUAUAUUCUUUAAAGAUAGCCGCCCCUUCUGUUAUUAAAAAGAAUUAUUAAGGCUAAAGGAAUUUUUUCUAUAGUUUUAUAGUUUUUGUCAUUUUUAGCUCCACUAUUCGGAGAAUAGGGGGGGGGGGGGGGGCUGUUCUACUCGCCCUGGCGUCGGCAUGACCUUUCUUGGUUAAAGUUUUUGGCAACAUUUGUUUUUCUGCCAUAUCUUUGUUACUAUUGCAUAUAUCUUACUGUAACUUCACAUAAACAUUGUCCAGCAUACAAACAAAGUAUGUGCAGGGGCUGGGCCCAUUAUACAUAAGGUCAAGGUCACCAAGGUGUUA
This is a messenger RNA of Mercenaria mercenaria, 4634 nucleotides long. RefSeq lists its product as uncharacterized. NCBI's taxonomy places the organism in Eukaryota, Metazoa, Mollusca, Bivalvia, Venerida, Veneridae. The transcript is spliced from 4 exons. The record is from RefSeq and is a predicted model, not a curated record. The coding region runs from base 395 to 2224 and encodes 609 amino acids.